CAAUGGCUCGGACUACGAUAAAUGUCGAGGAUGGCAGUAAAUAAUCUGACAAAAAAUCAUUCACAUACGAGUGCAUGGUUGCUCAUAUGGAUUCCAUUGGCAUGCUCGCUAGGAUCAAUAUUGCUCUGUAGAAAGAAAAAGGCUUUUCUUUGAUUUUAAAGAUCGAUCCAUGGUGAGAAAGCAGCUGGAAAUUAGUUUGUUGGUUUCUUUAACAUGCCUCCUGCUAUUUCCAUCCAUAUUUACAGUGCGUGCAAAUGCAGCCACACGAACUAGUACUUCCUCUACUACUCUUCAGACAUCGGAUCAGCAAGUACUGGACUAUAAGAUACAAGACCAACGAGGGGAUCAAGAAGAGGGAGGAGGACACAAGGACCUGGGGGAUGAAGAAGAGGAGAUCAAUCCUUAUGUGUUUGAAUACGAUAGGGAUUUUGUUUCUAGAGUCAAGACUGAACACGGAAGAGUUGAUGUUCUUCAACAAUUCACCAAGAACUCAAAUCUUCUUAGUGCUCUAGCGAAUUACCGUGUUGAAAUUCUUGAAGCUAAUCCUCUAACAUUCAUAACCCCUGCCCACAUAGAUGCUGAUUUUGUUCUCUUCGUUGUUAAGGGACGUGGGGCUAUAACUGUGAUCCAUGAGGAGAUAAAGAGAGAGACCUCAAACCUGGAAUGUGGAGAUAUCUUCAGAGUUCAUGCUGAUACUACUUUUUAUAUGGUUAACCGAGAUGAAUAUGAGAAACUUUAUGUCGCGAAGAUCCUUUUCCCGGUCAAUCUUCCUGGCAACUACGAGGCAUUCUAUGGAGCAGGUGGUGGAGACUCAGAAUCUUUCUUCGAGGCAUUCAGCUGGGAUUUAGUCGAGGCUGCUCUUAAUACUGAGAGAGGAAGGCUGGAGAAAAUCUUCAAACAACAGCAAGGAAAAAUCAUGAAUGCCACCAAGCAACAGAUCGAGGCCUUGAGCCAAGAUGAAGAAGGUGUACGUGGCAGCAAUGGCGCUUGGCCUUUCCCCUCUAAUGUGUCAGGCAGCCCAUUCAAUCUUUUCAAGAAGGGUGCUAUUAAAAGCAACGACUACGGGGAUCUCUAUGAAGCCGAUCCUAGAGAUUUCAAGCCACUUGAAUACCUUAAUCUUAUAGUCUCUUUUGCCAGCAUCACUCAAGGAUCUAUGGCUGGACCCUUCCACUCAAAGGCAGCCAAGAUAUUCAUUGUUGUGGAAGGUGAGGGAUACUUUGAGAUGACAUGUCCUCACCACUCCAGCUCCUCUGGUUCGAGCAGUCCAACUUACCAAAAUAUAAGCUCGCACUUGAGGCGUGGAACCAUCUUCAUUGCCCCUGCCAGCUAUCCGGUGGCUAUCGUGGCUUCCAAUAAUAGUACUCUCAAACUUCUAUGCUUUGAGGUUAAUGCACAAGCAAACAUAAGAUACACUCUCGCAGGGAAAGGGAACGUUAUUGAUGCAAUGCACAUAGAAGCGAAAGAGUUGGCCUUUGGUGUAGCAGGAAUAGAAGUAGAACAAAUUUUCAGGAACCAAAUGGACUGCUUCUUCUUUCCUGGGCCAAGCACCCGGCAACAGAGACAAGGCAGCCGUGCUGAUACAUGAAGGGCAUUUGGUAGAUAUAUCUAUGAAUAUAUCUUAUAUUUAUCUUAUUAGCAAGAGUUAAUGGGAAACUUUUAUUAAUAACCGAGUCUAAUUAUGGUCUGUUUGGGAUUGUGAUAGUGGUAACGGGUUAAAAUACUUUUCGCUUAGAAAUGUAUGAAAAUAAUAUUUUUUUUUA
Populus trichocarpa (black cottonwood) is the source of this 1760-nucleotide messenger RNA. RefSeq names its product vicilin Cor a 11.0101. The coding region runs from base 170 to 1585 and encodes 471 amino acids. NCBI's taxonomy places the organism in Eukaryota, Viridiplantae, Streptophyta, Magnoliopsida, Malpighiales, Salicaceae. The transcript has 6 exons. The record is from RefSeq and is a predicted model, not a curated record.